Cornus florida is the source of this 1279-nucleotide messenger RNA. RefSeq names its product NAC transcription factor 56-like. Gene Ontology annotation, biological process: regulation of DNA-templated transcription; system development. The coding region runs from base 65 to 1150 and encodes 361 amino acids. Gene Ontology annotation, molecular function: DNA binding. Lineage: Eukaryota; Viridiplantae; Streptophyta; Magnoliopsida; Cornales; Cornaceae. The record is from RefSeq and is a predicted model, not a curated record. The transcript is spliced from 3 exons.
UACAGAUUGAAUCCGAAGAAUCGCUGCAUCAAAUUCAACAAUAGAGAGAGUUUUGAUUCCAUACAUGGAGAGUACGGACUCAUCAACCGGCUCACAGCAGCCGCACCUCCCGCCGGGUUUCCGCUUCCACCCCACCGACGAAGAACUGGUUGUUCACUACCUCAAGAAAAAAGCCGCCUCCGCUCCCCUUCCCGUCUCCAUCAUCGCCGAAGUCGAUCUCUACAAGUUUGAUCCAUGGGAGCUACCAGCGAAGGCUACGUUUGGGGAGCAAGAGUGGUAUUUUUUCAGUCCUCGGGACCGGAAGUAUCCGAAUGGGGCUCGGCCAAACCGGGCGGCGACGUCUGGGUACUGGAAGGCGACCGGAACGGAUAAGCCGGUGCUGACCUCCGGUGGGACGCAUAAGGUGGGUGUGAAGAAGGCCCUUGUUUUCUAUGGAGGGAAGCCCCCAAAAGGGAUCAAAACCAAUUGGAUCAUGCAUGAAUAUCGCCUUGUUGAUAACAAAGUGAAUACAAAACCCCCUGGCUUCGACGUGGCUAACAAGAAAGCCUCCUUAAGGCUUGAUGAUUGGGUGUUAUGCCGAAUCUACAAGAAGAACAAUACAGCUCAGAGACUGAUGGAUCAUGAAAGAGAUGAUCACAGCUGUAUGAAUGAUAUGUUUGCUGGUUCGGUACAAGCUUCACUACCUCUGGCUGCCCAACACCAAAACAAUCCUAAACUGCAGGCAGCACUAAAGGGCUCAAGCUACGGUCCAUUGCUCGAAAAUGAAGCCACUCUGUUUGAAGGAAUGAUGAGCAACAAUGGCGAAAUGAACAACACUGUGUCAAGCUCAAAGCAGCCACAACUACUUUCUACUAAUUUGGUGACCACGGCCUCCAACAACCAUAACUAUCCCCUGAAGUUGUCACUCCCAUCUAUAUACUGGAGCGACGAAGCCACAGCCUCCGGCUCUUCCCUGGCCAAGAGAUUUCAUGCAGAUAAUAGUAGUGGCACCGGAAGUGUCGCAAGGACAGAUGAUCAGAGCAGCAGCUCUUUCGCCACUCUGCUCAGCCAGCUUCCACAAGCAGAGGCCCCUUCAUUGCACCAACAACAAACUUAUCAACAGCAGAACUCCCUGCCAUAUCAACUCCAUGAUGUCAAUUGGUACACUUGAAGCUAGUCUUCAGAGGUCGGUCUCAAUUAUUAUAGACAUAAAUUAUUUAUAACUAAGCAAAGCUCUUUAGUGUAGUUAUAUAUAUACUGCCAACAAGAGAGAUGUUUUAUAUAUAUAUAUAUAUAUAUA